CAAGUCAUGAGGCUUCUCUGUCUGCUGCUGCUGGUCUGCUUGGCUGGUUGUUGUGCUUCCAGAUCAAGAGACUGGGCUCGUGACGGUGCCUCCAUGUUUGCCGACCUCACUGUGCCUGAAUUGAAAGCUGUCCAGGCCUACCUGCAUGGUAUUCCAGAGCUGGAGCUCACCGACGCUCAUAGCAAGACUCUGAAGAAGAACAUCAUCUUACUGAUAGAACUCCAUCUGCCAAGGAAGCAUGAAGCCCUGAGAGCUCUAGACCAUGGACAGGCCAAACCUCCACGUCAAGCCCGUGUGAUCAUCCAGUUUGGGAAUCAGACCAGGCCCAACAUCACUGAGUUCAUUGUGAGUCCUCUGCCAUCCCCAAAGUCCCACGAAGUAAAGACGUUCAAGGGAGAUUUGCCUAUCCAGUUUGAGUCGAGGCCUAUUACUGAUGUAGAGCAGAACCACAUUAAUGACUUCCUCGAGAAGAUCACAUCUACGGCUCACAAACUUCUGUUUGAGACCACAGGGGAGUUUUCCUUUGCUAACUGCACUGACCGCUGCCUAAUGUCCUCAGACACAUCUCCCCGUGGGCUGGGUCCAGGUGAGAGGAGAAGCUGGAUGAUGCUGCAAAAGUCUGUGGAAGGUCACUUCCUGCACCCAGUUGGGUUUGAGGUACUGAUCAACCACCAGGACCUGGAUCCAGAAAGGUGGACUGUUGAGAAGGUCUGGUAUAACAACAUGUACUUUGACAGUGUUGAGGAACUGGUAGAAAAAUAUGAAUCAGGAGGUGUGGAGAAGGUCAAACUAGCCGAUCAUGAUUUCAGUGAUCUCUACUCUACUUACAUCCCCCGGGGUCAGACCAACACUCCCACUAACAUCCAUGGGCCAAAACUUGUGGAGCCCCAGGGGCCUCGUUACAACGUUGAUCGCAAUUUUGUAGAAUAUGCUGGAUGGUCCUUCGCCUACCGAGUUCGCUCAUCAGCUGGACUUGAAGUCUUUGAUGUCCGUUUUAACGGAGAAAGGAUUGCCUAUGAGAUCAGCAUCCAAGAAGCUGUUACCUUCUAUGCUGGUGAUACUCCCACUGCAAUGCAAACAAAGUUCAUCGAUUCUGGCUGGGCAAUGGGCAGCUCAAACUAUGAGCUGGCGCCUGGAAUCGACUGUCCAGAAUUUGCCACCUUUGUUGACCUUUACCACUACUUUGACACGGACAAACCCGUGCAAUACAAAAAUGCACUCUGUAUUUUUGAGAUGACAACUGCUAUGCCUCUGAGAAGACAUUUCAACUCCAACCCUGGGGGGGGAUAUGACUAUUAUGGAGGGCUGGAAAACACAGUGCUGGUAGUGCGAACAGUCUCAACGGUUGACAACUAUGAUUACAUCUGGGACUUCCUCUUCUACCAGAAUGGAGUGGUGGAGGUAAAGUCCAGCUCUACCGGAUACCUCUACACAACUUUCUUUACACCUAACGGACUUCACUUUGGUACCAAGGUGCAUAAUUAUGUGCUGGGUAACCUGCACACACACCUCUUCCAUUAUAAAGUGGACCUGGAUAUUGCUGGUCGAGAGAACAGCUUUGAGACAGUGGAUCUGAAAUUUGUCAACUUCACAAAUCCCUGGAGCCCGAAGAAUUUCAUCGUCCAGUCUAAACUCCACAGGACUGAGCACAAGACCGAGCGAUCUGCUGCUUUCAGUUUUGGUGAAAAGUUCCCUCGCUAUGUGCAUUUUAACAACCCCAAUAAGAAAAAUAAAUGGGGGCAGCAGAGGGGCUAUCGUAUUCAGUACAACUCACAUGCCGACAGUGUCCUUCCAAGAGGCUGGAGAGAGGAAAAUGGCAUCAGUUGGUCAAGGUAUCCUCUGGCUGUGACCCGUCAUAAAGACAGUGAAGCCACCAGCAGCAGCAUUUAUGCCCAGAAUAACCCCUGGGAACCCGUUGUGUCCUUUGAGGACUACAUCAGCAACAAUGAAAACAUAGUCAACCAGGACCUGGUGGCCUGGGUGACAGUCGGCUUCCUGCAUGUGCCUCACUCAGAAGACAUCCCCAACACGACAACACCCGGUAACGCAGUGGGCUUCUUGCUCCGACCCUUCAACUUCUUCAAAGAAGACCCUUCAGUGGCGUCCAGAAGCACCGUCAUCGUCCGGCCGGGAAAGGACAACAAGCUCAAGAUCCAGAGAUGGACACCAGAGGUCAUAGGUCACUGUGUGACAGACAAGCCAUUCUUUUACAAUGGCACCUAUGCAGAAGUCUAG
Micropterus dolomieu (smallmouth bass) is the source of this 2235-nucleotide messenger RNA. RefSeq names its product amiloride-sensitive amine oxidase [copper-containing]-like. The coding region runs from base 7 to 2235 and encodes 742 amino acids. Gene Ontology annotation, biological process: amine metabolic process; response to antibiotic. Gene Ontology annotation, molecular function: primary methylamine oxidase activity; copper ion binding; diamine oxidase activity. The record is from RefSeq and is a predicted model, not a curated record. Gene Ontology annotation, cellular component: plasma membrane. The transcript has 4 exons. Lineage: Eukaryota; Metazoa; Chordata; Actinopteri; Centrarchiformes; Centrarchidae.